Messenger RNA from Drosophila melanogaster (fruit fly), 1716 nucleotides. RefSeq lists its product as uncharacterized. The transcript has 3 exons. NCBI's taxonomy places the organism in Eukaryota, Metazoa, Arthropoda, Insecta, Diptera, Drosophilidae. The record is from RefSeq and is marked reviewed. The coding region runs from base 581 to 955 and encodes 124 amino acids.
UAUUUCCUAUCGAGUUUGCAGCCAUAUCGAUUACUCUGAAAAAGUUUUUACAAUUUAAAACACAAAGUCUUAUAGAAAUAAAGAUUUUUGGGUGUUUCAUAUACAACUGCACCAAUUUCGCCCAAGCAAGAUUUCGUGGCUUUGCGUAUCUCUCGCGUAUUAAUGUACAUGUAUAUGUACUACUUAGGGAUGAAGACGCUUAAAGCGCAGCCUGCCCGAAUGAACAGGUUAAAAAACAGUACGAGUUUACCUAAAGGAGGACUGCAUUAAAGGCACAGCCUACAGCUAGUUCAAUUCAAUUAAUGCAUUUUUUGCUCAAAACACAUGUACAUUUGCUUACACAUGCAUUGCGCGAUAAGCUGUUUAAAAAUUGUUUCUGUUAGCUGGUCGCACCUGGCCACACAGUCGAAAAGCCGUGCGAAAAUCGAGAAAUUCAUAAAACCCGGAGGAUAUGCCAGUGGUUAUUGCGGUGUAAUCCUCCGGACCGCCAUGCUGUUGUGCUGUGCGGAUUGUAGCGGCAUUUGUCAGUAGCAGCUGUUGCAGUUGCCUUACGCACAAAAGUGCGAAAAGGAUAGUCACGAUGACACCCUUUGAUGACUUUGUCUAUCUAAUCAAUCAUGUGCUGCUGGGCGAGGAGCCGACCAUCGAGGACUUCAUACUGCUGGUAGGCACCCUGGUGGCAUUUAUAGCAUUUAUCCUUUGGUGCUGCUUCCCCAUACAACCUAAGCAGGAGCGUGGCCCCCAUCGCCAAUUCACCUGCAAGAUUAUCCAGAAUCCCAUUAAGGCCUUUGACGCCUCCACCAGCACCGACGACGCACCCAUUCCGGGAGGUGGCUCCGGAAUUGGCAGCUCCAUGUCCAACAUGCAGUACAAUGGUAGCGGAAGCUAUAGCAAGAAUGGUACUGUUGCCAUGCACAAUUACUACGUUAAGAACGGUCACCAUUGCUGCACCUAAUAAUGGGCAUUUCGACUAGCGGAUUGAAAAUGUCCUGAGCUGGACAGCGUGUUAGUUACCAUUUAGUGAGCACAGCCAUCUAUAUACGGAAGCAUAUUAAUUAAGCUUUGUGCCAAUGGGUUAGGAGGCAGCUUAAAGUUGCCAUUUCGCAUUUGCAGCAUGUUUGGAAUUUCUGAAUUGUAAUUGCUCAGACUGAUUUGUUUAUGGAACGUAGAAGGGUUGAGGAGAAUAAGGAAGAAAUGAUGGGACAGGUGGCACGAGCAUACUGUGCAGCCUCCAAGAAGCCCCUGGAAGUUUCAAAGACUUCCUUGAUUUCUCUAUAUGUUGUAUGCAUUUGUUGGAAUACCAGAUGUAGUAUGCGUACUGUGUAAAAAAUAUUGGGCGUACAAACCAAUUAAUUCUAAGUAUUUUUAUGUGUAAACGAUUUGAUUAGUCCCAGAGAAACUCCAAGACAACCCAAUGCGUGCAAACAAAAACAAAGCCCUUUAUUGAACUUAUUUAUAUUUAGUGGUAAUGGGGAAAUAAAGUUUCUCCUUAUAUAUUUACAAAUGUACUUAUAUAUCUUUAAGAUAAAUAGUGUACACGCCUAGAUACACUCCAAUUAAUUAACUUUGGGUAUCGUUCUACGAAUUUUGCAUACUGGAUGUGUAUUAAGGUGUAUUUGAUCUCAUUCAAUGAUAUUAUUUGUGAUGUAACAACUUCAAGGUAAUUUCAAUUAUUCCCCUAAAUGAAACUAAAAACCUAACGACAAACCGCCACCC